Messenger RNA from Rattus rattus (black rat), 1800 nucleotides. It is a transcript of the gene Acads, whose product is annotated as acyl-CoA dehydrogenase short chain. Gene Ontology annotation, cellular component: mitochondrion. Gene Ontology annotation, biological process: butyrate catabolic process; fatty acid beta-oxidation using acyl-CoA dehydrogenase. The record is from RefSeq and is a predicted model, not a curated record. Gene Ontology annotation, molecular function: flavin adenine dinucleotide binding. Lineage: Eukaryota; Metazoa; Chordata; Mammalia; Rodentia; Muridae. The transcript has 10 exons. Bases 75 to 1319 code for a protein of 414 amino acids.
UGGGCGUGGCCAGGCCCUGCCCCUGCGGUCCGGAACUCCAGAGCUGCUUCAGGAGGUCCCAGAGGUCUGUGCCCAUGGCCAUGGCCGCUGCGUUGCUCGCCCGGGCCGGUGGCCCUCUCGGCAGAGCUCUCCGCGCUCGAGAUUGGCGAAGAUUACAUACUGUUUACCAGUCUGUGGAACUACCUGAGACACAUCAGAUGUUGCGCCAGACAUGCCGCGACUUUGCUGAGAAGGAGCUGGUCCCCAUCGCUGCCCAGCUGGACAAGGAACAUCUCUUCCCCGCAUCGCAGGUGAAGAAGAUGGGGGAGCUCGGGCUGCUGGCCAUGGACGUGCCAGAGGAGCUGAGUGGUGCUGGCCUGGAUUACCUGGCCUACUCCAUCGCCCUGGAGGAGAUCAGCCGCGGCUGCGCCUCCACGGGAGUGAUCAUGAGCGUCAACAACUCUCUCUACUUGGGACCCAUCCUGAAGUUCGGAUCCUCACAGCAGAAGCAGCAGUGGAUCACCCCUUUCACCAACGGUGACAAAAUCGGCUGUUUUGCGCUCAGUGAGCCAGGCAAUGGCAGUGACGCGGGGGCCGCUUCCACCACUGCCCGGGAAGAGGGUGACUCCUGGGUCCUCAACGGCACCAAAGCCUGGAUCACCAACUCCUGGGAGGCUUCCGCCACGGUGGUGUUUGCCAGCACCGACAGGUCCCGGCAGAACAAGGGUAUCAGCGCCUUCCUGGUUCCCAUGCCAACUCCUGGGCUUACGCUGGGCAAAAAGGAAGACAAGCUGGGCAUCCGGGCCUCAUCUACAGCUAACCUCAUCUUUGAAGACUGUCGCAUCCCCAAGGAGAACCUGCUCGGCGAGCCUGGGAUGGGCUUCAAGAUAGCCAUGCAAACCCUGGACAUGGGCCGCAUUGGCAUCGCCUCCCAGGCCCUGGGUAUUGCCCAGGCCUCCCUGGAUUGUGCAGUGAAGUACGCCGAGAACCGCCAUGCUUUUGGGGCACCCCUCACAAAGCUCCAAAACAUCCAGUUCAAGCUGGCAGACAUGGCCCUGGCCCUGGAGAGUGCCCGCCUGCUGACCUGGCGCGCCGCCAUGUUGAAGGACAAUAAGAAGCCUUUCACCAAGGAGUCGGCCAUGGCCAAGCUGGCUGCAUCAGAGGCUGCAACUGCCAUUAGCCACCAGGCCAUCCAGAUCCUGGGCGGCAUGGGGUACGUGACAGAGAUGCCGGCCGAGCGCUACUACCGAGAUGCCCGCAUCACUGAGAUCUACGAAGGUACCAGCGAGAUCCAGAGACUGGUGAUUGCCGGGCAUCUGCUCCGGAGCUACCGGAGCUGAGCCCCCGCCCUUCUUGGGGACUUGCCAGCCUGCUCAGACCAUGAAGGGACCUGCCUCGGUCAACCUUUCUGCCCCUCACUGUAGCCCCCAGUCAGACUGGGGGAAAGUCUGUCUCAGGGAGAGGGAAGGCCAACCGCUGUGACUGCAACCCAAGAAGAAAUCGGUUGUCAGCUCAGAAUGGGGCGGCGUGGCUACCUCUUUACCCCCCACCAACAGUGCCUCUCUCUUUGAGCGACCCGCUGGAGGCAGGGCCACAGAGACCUGAAUGACCCUGGCCCUCCCAAGAGUCCUCAGAGGCAAGAACAGGAGGGGCAGGGCGGGGUGAGGAGGGGGAGGGGAUGGCCCAGUGCUUGAGUCCCCGGGGUUGUCGUGGGAAGGCUGGGGAACCGGAUCAUAGGGCCCUGGCUAGAGGUCAAGUGGCCGCAGGUGGUUCUGUGGCUGUAGAGCUGCCUGUGGCCAAUAAAGCUCACCUGUGUCCUGA